Messenger RNA from Brachypodium distachyon (stiff brome), 865 nucleotides. Its product is annotated as 40S ribosomal protein S26. Gene Ontology annotation, biological process: translation. Gene Ontology annotation, cellular component: cytosolic small ribosomal subunit; ribosome. Gene Ontology annotation, molecular function: mRNA binding; structural constituent of ribosome. The coding region runs from base 156 to 596 and encodes 146 amino acids. The record is from RefSeq and is a predicted model, not a curated record. Lineage: Eukaryota; Viridiplantae; Streptophyta; Magnoliopsida; Poales; Poaceae. The transcript has 5 exons.
UUCCUUACGGCUUCGUGCUACAGGAUAUAUAAGGCAAUCCCCUCGAGGGCCCAAACCCUACAGAAGGAGACCUCAGAGCCGCCGCCGCGCACGCCCGCCCCAGCCGCCGUCAACAGGAGGACGAGGAGACCUCUGAGCUCGAAGCCUCCGCCGCCAUGACCUUCAAGCGCCGCAACGGCGGCCGCAACAAGCACGGCCGCGGGCACGUCAAGUACAUCCGAUGCUCCAACUGCGCCAAGUGCUGCCCUAAGGACAAGGCAAUCAAGAGGUUUCAGGUGAGGAACAUCGUGGAGCAGGCUGCCAUCAGAGAUCUCCAGGAGGCCUGCGUCUAUGACGGGUACGUUCUGCCCAAGCUCUAUGCCAAGGUGCAUCACUGCGUGUCCUGCGCCAUCCAUGCCCACAUCGUCCGUGUCCGCUCUCGCACCAACAGGAGGAACCGUGCGCCGCCUGAACGUUUCCGCCGCAGGGAGGACAGACCUGGGGGCCAAGGUCCUCGUCCUGGUGCUGCCGGUGGUGCUCCUGGUGCUGGUGCUCCCGGUGGUGCUCCUGGUGGUUUCAUCCCUGGUGCUCCAGCUCCCAAUGUUGCUAGCACCUGAAGUCGCUUCCUAGAGUCCUGCUUUUGAUCGGUCUAUUACAUAGAAAUACCUAUCAAGUUGCCAAUAUGUUGAUCUUUAUCUAGGAUCUAGACUUGCAUGGCCAUCUGGUUUCGUACUCAUCGAACUUUUACUGCCUAGAAUGAACCAAAUUGCAUUUUCCUGGUUAACUUCCAUCAGGCGUUCUGGCUCUGGAUGAAUGCUCUGCUUUUUGAUCUCGAGGAUCUGUUAUUUCUUCUAGAUUGUUGACAUUUAUGAGAUCUUGUUUUUGA